Molecule: messenger RNA, 216 nt
Organism: Hemisphaericaspora subhashii
Lineage: Eukaryota; Fungi; Ascomycota; Pichiomycetes; Serinales; Debaryomycetaceae
Exons: 2
Coding region: 1-216 (71 amino acids)
Source: RefSeq, a predicted model, not a curated record
AUGUCUUAUUAUCAACAAGGACCUCCUCCACCUCAAGGUUAUCCACAACAAGGCUACCCCCCUCCACAACAGCCAGUUUAUUAUCAACAACAACCACAACCUGUUUACAUUAAAGAAGAAGAAAAAGGAGGCGGUUGUUGUAGUGCAUUCUGUGGUACCUGUGCAGCUAUCCUCUGUUGUUGUUGUGCUGAAGGUUGUUUAGAUGCUUUGUGUUAG